This is a messenger RNA of Cryptomeria japonica (Japanese cedar), 1894 nucleotides long. RefSeq names its product E3 ubiquitin-protein ligase AIRP2. Gene Ontology annotation, biological process: protein ubiquitination. The transcript is spliced from 6 exons. The record is from RefSeq and is a predicted model, not a curated record. Lineage: Eukaryota; Viridiplantae; Streptophyta; Pinopsida; Cupressales; Cupressaceae. Gene Ontology annotation, molecular function: ubiquitin protein ligase activity. The coding region runs from base 695 to 1327 and encodes 210 amino acids.
AGACUUCGAUGAGAAGGAGGGUUGUGUUUUGAUAAUUUAAAACCAAAUCCUCCAAAUUGGAUACGCCACUACUUGUAUUGGCAGCUUAGCCAAGUCAACACAUAACCUCAAACAAGGAUAGAACGGCGGGCCUUCUGGAUUAGGUGGAAAUAAUCUUAAUCUUUCCAUUAUGCCGCCAGCAUUAAUGUGAUAUAGUUGUUGCGGAUGAAUAUGGUGAUGGUGGAUGUUGGAUUUUGCUUACAUGAUCAUGAUAUAUCUUUAGAUAAGAGGACAAAGGCGUGGAUUAUGCAAAGCAAUCGGUAGGGGCAACUUCUGAGCUGUGACUCAAGUUUCUGGGCAUAUCAGAGAGGGGAGAGAAGGGCAGAAAUUUGAAAGGGAGGAGAAAUCGAGAAAGGAAAUGGGCAUUUGGCAGCAGCAACAGCAAGAGAGUCAGAGACAAACCAAUUCCUAUAAGGAAUCCAUUAAAGCUCUGGAAGCAGAUAUUCAACAUGCAAAUACAUUGGAAAAUGUCUGUAGCGCUUGGCAAGAUGCUUAUUGACUGCAGAGAUCUCAAGCCUCUCAGCCCCUUGAAUAUUAUCGAAUUCCCAUCAGUGUGUGGAAUGUUUGGGCAGUGAAAUGCUAUUCAAGAGGCAAAAUAUUCUAGUCCUUGCUGGCAUCGGCAUUUCCAAGGGAGUAUGAUGGUGCCUGUCUUCAAAUGAGGUUGGCUUACAGUCCUGUGGCACCUUUGUUCCUUUUCCUUGUACAGUGGACUGAUUGCAGCCUAGCAAGUACAUUAGGUCUUCUGCACAUUUUAAUAUAUAAGGUCUUUUCAGAUGGAACGACAACAAUGUCAAUUCAUGAAAGGAAAGCUAGCCUUCGGGAAUUCUACACUGUCAUAUAUCCAUCCUUAGUGCAACUUGAAGGAGGCCUAACAGAAAAGGAGGAUAAGAAACAGAGAGCAAUUUGCAUGGAAAGAUAUAAGAAAAAUGCCGAUGAAGAAAGAAACAAACUCUCAGACCUUGAUUUGGAACGUGAAGAAGAAUGUGGAAUAUGCAUGGAGACCAAUGGAAAAGUUGUGUUGCCUACUUGCAACCAUUCAAUGUGUAUAAGGUGCUAUCGGGACUGGAAUAUGCGAUCGGGAUCAUGUCCAUUCUGCAGGGAUAGCUUGAGAAGAGUGAACUCAACCGACUUGUGGAUGUUUACAAGCAGUGGUGAAAUAAUGGACACGGAAACGUUGAACAAGGAGAACUUAAGAAGGCUUUUUAAUUAUAUUGAAAAUUUGCCACUAGUAGUCCCAGAGAGCUUGUUUUAUGUUUAUGAUUCUCAUUAUGAUUCCUAUAUGAAGUGAACGAAUGGAAAUCAUUGACAUCUAGCCUGAAUCGCUAUUCCAAUCUCAUAGGUUGGUAUUGCUUCUGAUAUUGGCCUUGCCAGGUCUUGUUGGAUGAAGAAAGCUUCACCUACUUUUCUCACUUUUUGAUGGUUACAUCUCCCCAUUGUUAGCAGAAAAAAGCAGACAUAACGGAGGAGUUCUGGUUGCCUAAUUGUAAAGCACAUUAGAGUGUAUUUAAUAGUAUGUCUAGGUUGACUUGUACAGCAGAGAGCACCUGAACAUGGCAUGAUCUGGAUUUAUUGUAUGCUGCUGCUCUUAUAAGUUUGGAUGACCAUUUGUACAUACUAGAUUAGUCGAGGAUUGCCUGUAAAGAUGGGCAAGCUUAUAACUUGCUUCUUGUAAACAUGAUCUGAAGAUGCCCACUAUUUGUCUGGGAUGCAUUUGGACAAGCAGAGUUGUAGACUUGCUUUCUUCCUGAAUUUCAGUCCUGCAGAUUAAUAAAGGCAGCCAAUUGGCUGUUCAAGCAGGACCUUACUCUGUGUUAAAGGUUUCAUCUUUUAAUUGUAUAGGAAUCAUGUUCUCUAA